UGUUGCAGUAAUCGGUCACAUACUGUCGCGGAGAGCAGCAAAUCAACGCAACGCUUGCAACCGUGAAUAGGACAAACUUCCCUCGUGAUGGCUGCUGUAAACUCGGUCCAGAAUAGCAUUCGAUUGCCGUUGGCCGGACUGGCGCCACCGCGCGUCCUUAUGUGUAGUGCCUCGAUGGGUGCGGAAGGUUCCGUCACACUUCAGCUCCGGGAAGCGGUACAGGCGCCCGAUGCGACCGGUUCGCUGGACGGAGCGCUCACGAUCGGCUACCCAGAUCCGGAAAUGUUGGCCGACAUGCUGGGCACAUUCCAGGGAGCCUCGACCGGUGGGACCGAUUCGGACGCCGGCAGUUUCGAUCUGCUACAGGACAGCAAUGGCAGCUCAACCGGUGCAACGUUACGAGCAACGACGGUCGAUCAGAUCGACCAUCUUACCGGUGCUAUACUUGCCAAAGCGAACAGCAGUAGCGGCAACAGCAGUAGUAGCGGCAGCAGUGGGAGUAGUACUGGCAACACAACAGGCACGUCCACAGUGACGAUAAAAGCAGAACCGGGCACGAAAGCAGUCGCGGAAAAGACGAACUCUACCACCACCCUGCUCCCAACCAGCCAUUCGUCCAGCGGGAGCACCAACAAUCUGUCUCCAUCAUCGACGGCCAUCUUGCACCACGGCACCACGAUGGUGACCGUGAAAAGUUCGCCCAGUGUGGCAACGUGCAAUGGGAGCAUCGCAACCGCCACCAGCCCUACCAGCCUCGUCCUCACGACCGUCAGCCGGGCGGAGACGGCUUCCGGCAAUAGCAGCAGUAGUGCGGCAUCUUCACCGUCGGCAGCUUCGUCGCCGGGGACGGUUUCGCUGAGCGGGUUGUCCGGUGGGCUUGCGAAGAAACCACGACCCAAGACGGUAUCACCGACACGGCAUGGACCACAACAGUGUCAGGUUUGCAGCAAAGUGUUUGGGAAUGCGUCCGCGCUCGCCAAACACAAACUAACGCACAGUGACGAGCGCAAGUAUGUGUGCGGUAUGUGCUCGAAAGCGUUCAAACGGCAGGACCACCUUAAUGGACAUAUGCUGACGCAUCGGAACAAGAAACCGUACGAAUGUAAGGCGGAGGGCUGUGGCAAAUCGUACUGUGAUGCUAGAUCGCUACGGCGCCAUACCGAGAAUCAUCACAGCGCACUGGGGCUGGCGUCCGGUACGGCAAGUCCCGGUCCGGGCGGCAGUAAUGCAGGACCACCCGGUGGGCUUAGUUUAUCACCAGCGACAGCUAGCGGCGAUGCGAGUUCUCCGCAUGGAGCAACACUAGUCCAAUUCACCACCACCGCCACCAACACCGGAAACGGUACGACCGGCAGCAGCCCCAGCAGCAACAGCAGUAAUUGCAGCCUUUCGAGCAGCAGUUCGAGCAGUAGUUCCAGCAGUAGCAGCAGCAGCAGCAGUAGUAGCAGUAGUAGUGGCAACGUCAGUGACUCAAGCUCCAGCUGCAAAUCGCCUUCGCCGAGCUCGCCAGCACCAGGCACGGGAAAUGAAGGACUUACGCGCCAACAGCUCGAUCUAAUUUCCCAAAUCAUGCAGCAAACGAAGCAGGCAAAUGCAGCUGCGGCAGCUGCUGCGGCCGCUUCCAGUGCCAGCUCGAACAGUGUCGGCACCGGACAGUUGGUUACCACCAGUCAGAAGGUCCCGGUACGUCCACGGACGUGGAAUAUGCAGCUGCAGCUCAGCCAGAACAAGCUGUCCGCAACGGGCGCCGCAACGACGACACCAACGUCGGCGGUGCCAUCGACAACGGCGACGGUGGUCAGUGCAGUGCCAGUGUCUUCAAUGGCAGUCACACCGACAACCGCGCUGUCCACCUCCAUCAACCCCACCAUCAUCAGCUCCCACCCGAACGGUACCAUUACCAGCCUCAUCACCAGCAAGGCGCCUAACGGUGGCAGUGCAAGUGCCGAUCCUAAUGGACCACUCGCCGGGGCAGCUACCAUCUCAGUGUCAUCGUCUGCGGUCGGUACGUCCUCCAUCAGUGCGGUCAGUGUGGUUUCGACGACGGGCUCCACCACCACGACAACCACACCGACUGCUGGAACAGGCCAGGCUGCUCAAUCUGCUGCUGCUGCUACCCAACUACCCGCCACUACCGCCGCCACCACCAACACCGCCGUUGCUACGAAGCUGGAGCAAAAACCGGUCGAGUGUAACCUGUGCCAUCGGAAGUUCAAAAAUAUUCCCGCCCUGAACGGACACAUGCGACUGCACGGGGGUUACUUCAAGAAAGACUCGGAAGCGAAGAAAUGUGAUAAGAAGGAAAACACUGGCCCACCACUGCAGACGGCUAGUGUUGGUGUGAGGGCCUUGAUCGAGGAGAAGAUCAUCAACAAGCGCAGCAAGGAUUUGAAGAAUCUCUUAUUGAAGGGUUCAUUCGUCGUGCCGGCACCACCGCUAACCGCCCGUCGGCUGAUCGACGCCAACGAAGCAUUCCUCUCACCGAAACCGAGCACGGUUGCGAUCGUCUCCACAUCCAACGGUACCACCCAGAUCAUCAACACCGCCACCCUACACUCCAAGGCAACGCUCAUUAACGUCACCAGUUCACCCCAGUCCAUCAGCACGUCAUCUGCACCUUCGAUAACGAUUAAUGGCCUAGCAACGGGUGCCACAACUACCACCACCGUCAAUGGUACGGAACUUAAAGAUGCCACCCUGAUCGAACUACUAAAGCGAGGCACUAAGGUGGCGGUGAAACGAGCGGCUUCCACCGGUGACACUUCCACCAUCCUAUCGCUCCAGCAACCUACGAGCAAUCCAACGAUCUCUUCCUCGUCGAUCACCAACCACGCUACGACGGCACAGCUGAUCACAUCGGCCAACUCUCGUACCGUCACCGUUCUGCCCGGUGCGACACUGUCCACCACGACGAAGAUGUCGCCCACGAUCACCGGCACGAGUCUGAUGACGAAUCCCACCAACGACGGUAGUCCACUGUCGCUUACCAUAUCUCAAACGCCAACUUCUACCCCCGGCGAUGUGUUCACGCUCGCCUACUCUACCGACUUUGGCGAUGGUGAUGUGUACAGUGUAAGCGACACGGCCAUGCUACUGCAGGCCGUCGAUCCGAUCCAACUACUGCAGGAUUCAAACUCGACUGAACCGCUCGAUGAGAUCGCUCUCACCGAUUACGGCUCCAUCAGUGAUCAAGGAUUUACACCAUCACGUCAAAUACAAGCCGUACUAGACUCGCCACUCCCGGAAGGACUUGCUGAGUUUGGAGCACUGCACUCCAAAGAUUUUAGUGUACUAUACGGUGGCACAACGGCAGCGGGCGAGGUGAACGGAGGUCCAACGUCCUCCACCACCAAUCUGCUUCAAUCAUCCCCAUCAGGACCUCAUCUUUCGCCGCUUCCAUCACCACUGGCCUACCCAACGCCACCGGCAUCACACGAGGCGGUUGCACAGGCAUCGCCUUUCCUGGACGAUUCGCGUCACUUCACCGAUGCCGGUUCCUUCUUCGACGACAAACGGGGAGCGCAAAGUUUCCUCGACGAUGGGUUCUUCAAGACCGAACCGAAGGACGGUGAUUCGAAGGUGUCCGACAGCGAGAAGAUACUCGCCCUCAAGCACGAGCUGCUGGACGAAAACCACGACCUGUUCCGAGCGAACAAACACCUGCUGGAUGAGCACUGUUCGGAGCUGUUCAAGACGGAGGAUAGCUUUUUCGCCUCCGAAUCUAAACCCACCUCCGUGGAUGGAACGUCCAAGAUGAAUCUGGACUUUCUCGACGAUGCUCAAGUGUUUAUCGAGGAAACGCGGAACACGUCCUCGCCCCUUUCGAAUGCUUUCUUCUCCGCUACCAUGUCGUCGGCGGCUGAGGUUAAAGAAGCGCUCGAGGAAGUCUUACCGAACGAUGAUGACGAUGACAUUGGUGUGACGGAGGGAGACAUCGAUCUGUACUACCUGAAUGGCCUUUCCUCACUGCAGUCACAGAUGAUGCCCAAUUCGGACGAUCCGUUACUGUCCUCCUCACCGAAAGACUUUGCCCACCGGCAGCAUCAGAAGUUUCUCUUCGAACAAAGCCAAGCCGCUCAGCAGCACCAGCUUCAGCAGCAUCAGCAACAGCUUCAGCAGCAACAGCAGCAACUUCAACAACAACAGCAACAACAGCAGCAGCAGCAGCAGCAACAGCAACAGUUGCUUCAACAGCAGCAACAUCAACAACAACAGACAGGCGUUAAUGCCAUCAAUCAAUGCAUGCCUCCCAGUGCCAAAAAAUCGAAACCCUCAGACGUUGAGUCGAACACACCGCUCACGGUGCAAACCGAUCCCAUGCCAAAGGACGCGGACAGUGUGUUCCUCAGUCCAAGCAGUCUCUCCUCACACAGCUGCUCCUCGUCAUCGUCCUCUUCCUCACUAUCGUUAUCGUCGGUAGCUUCGCCCAGGCUGCAGCACGCUCUCCUAGGCAGUGCCAACUCCGGAGGUCCCGUGUGGCCUCGCAAACGGUCCCAAACGUCUUCAUCCACUGGUGCCACUAACGUUUCUAGCCUUCCUGUCGGCCAGCGUAAGCCCACAAUCUAUCUGUCAAAAUUGCGACGAUCCACCACGUCACUCCUGCCAGCGUUACACUACACCCCUUCACCGAUGCUAAACCCCGAACGUAUCGGAACGACCGGGCUAUAUUCAAACGUCAACCAUGCACGAUCGACGGGUGCUCCGGACGUAGAUCUCGACUCCACGAUGGACAGCACGAGUGACAUCUUUUCCGAGCCUCCGCUACCGAUCCGUCCCCGGAUCAAUCUCGGACCGGACUAUCAGGCAACCCUGCCCGAAUGUACGCGACCCGUGUACGGUGGACUUCAGCAGUUUCAUGCCGCCCAACAGGCCCAGCGUCUCUGGGAUCCGGCGUUAGCUCCGAACGAGCGUCAAGUGCAACGGUUCAUCGAGCUCGCCCGAUCGUCCGCCGCACCGCUCGGAUGCCACACGGAGGAGAACGCCUUGCGUGCACUGCUGGAAGCAAAUGGUGAGAUUCAGCAGGCCAUUCUCGGUAUGUUGCAGGGUCCACCCGCCACCAUACAUCGCCGCUGGACGGCGGACGAAAUCGAACAGCUUAUCCAGGGUCUGGAGGAACAUGGGAAAGACUUUCACCGCAUUGCGCGUGAUUUGCUUCCCGGCAAAUCGACUGCUGACUGUGUGCAGAUGUACUACUUCUGGAAAAAGCUCGGAAUCGAUUACAAAAGCACGACGACUCUGGCCGGCCCGAAGUAUGCCGGAUUGCAUGGAUCUCCGUCGCCAACACCAUCGCCACCUGCGCCACCACCCCCGGUAGAAGAUCUUCUGCUGGAUCAUCUCGACUAUACGGUCAAUGCUGGCACAGGGACGACGACCCUUGCCAGAUCGCAUCAGCCCGGUCAGAAUGGAAAUCUGCAGCAAAAUGGCAACCACACCGUUAGUGACGUCCGACCGCAUGUAUGCGAGGUUCCUGACUGUUCAGCGAGCUUUUCGUCCAAAGCGGCCCUCCACGGUCACAUCCGCAUACAUUGCAUCGGGCGUAACCACAGCACAGUUCAAAAUGGUAAUUUCUUGAGUGCCGCCGGUAACCCCAUUAACCCUAACCACAUACCGACAAAGGAUGACUAUCCCUGCAAGGUGUGCGGCAAGGUAUUCAAUAAGGUAAAAAGCCGAAGCGCUCACAUGAAGUCACACCGGCCGCAGGAUGCAAGCGAUCAGCUGCAGCACCAGCUACAGCUUCACCAGCAACAGCUGCAGCAGCAACAACGUCAGCAGCAGCAGCAGCAGCAGCAAGAUAAUGAAAAGCAAGCAACACCCGAAGAAGGCACGCAACUGCAGCUAACAGUGACAAAGUGA
Messenger RNA from Anopheles maculipalpis, 5853 nucleotides. Its product is annotated as serine-rich adhesin for platelets. Gene Ontology annotation, molecular function: transcription corepressor activity. The transcript is spliced from 10 exons. Gene Ontology annotation, biological process: regulation of transcription by RNA polymerase II; negative regulation of DNA-templated transcription. The record is from RefSeq and is a predicted model, not a curated record. Lineage: Eukaryota; Metazoa; Arthropoda; Insecta; Diptera; Culicidae. Gene Ontology annotation, cellular component: histone deacetylase complex; transcription regulator complex. Bases 88 to 5853 code for a protein of 1921 amino acids.